Chenopodium quinoa (quinoa) is the source of this 2419-nucleotide messenger RNA. RefSeq names its product signal recognition particle subunit SRP68-like. The record is from RefSeq and is a predicted model, not a curated record. NCBI's taxonomy places the organism in Eukaryota, Viridiplantae, Streptophyta, Magnoliopsida, Caryophyllales, Amaranthaceae. Gene Ontology annotation, molecular function: 7S RNA binding; signal recognition particle binding; endoplasmic reticulum signal sequence receptor activity. Gene Ontology annotation, biological process: SRP-dependent cotranslational protein targeting to membrane. The transcript is spliced from 14 exons. Gene Ontology annotation, cellular component: signal recognition particle, endoplasmic reticulum targeting. Bases 141 to 1931 code for a protein of 596 amino acids.
UGUAAAUCCUAUACGGAGCAAAAUUUUAUUUUAAUCAUCAUUCUAAAAGACCCAAGUAUCGUAGUGUAUCGUCAAAGAAUUCUUUCUAAACACUACCAUUGCAGACUUGCAGUUGCUCCCAGAAUCCGUACAAUCAAGGAAUGGCGAAAGUAAACGAUUCAGCUUCUUCGAUGGAUAUCGAUAUCGAAAAAUCGACUGGUUCCGAUCAACCUAAAUUCUCCAUUAAUGUUUUACAGCUCUUGAAGUCUGCCCAAAUGCAGCAUGGAUUGCGCCAUGGCGAUUACACUCGCUAUAGGCGGUAUUGUACAGCUCGUCUGAGAAGGCUGUAUAAAUCUCUCAAGUUUACACAUGGCCGUAAUAAAUACAGCCGGAAAGUUAUUACUGAGAGCACUGUUACUGAUGUAAGAUUUCUCCAUAUUCUACUCUAUACAACUGAAAGGGCAUGGAGCCAUGCUAUGGAGAAAAGACAACUGCCGGAUGGUCCAAAUGGGCGCCAACGCAUCUAUCUGAUUGGCAGAUUGAGGAAGGCUGUAAAAUGGGCUACUCUUUUUGCGCAACUUUGUGCACUCAAAGGAGAUUCCAGAACCUCUCUGGAAGCUGAGGCUUAUGCAUCAUAUAUGAAAGGCAACUUGUUGUUCGAGCAAGAUCAGAAUUGGGACAUGGCAUUACGGAAUUUCAAGAGUGCCAGGGCUGUCUAUGAAGAGCUUGGGAAGUAUGGAGACCUUGAAAAUCAACUUCUGUGUCGUGAACGUGUGGAAGAGCUAGAGCCUAGUAUUAGGUACUGCUUACACAAAAUUGGCCAGUCCAAUCUGCAAGCUUCAGAACUUAAGCAGAUUGGUGAAAUGGAGGGGCCAGCAUUGGACCUUUUCAAAUCCAAGUUGGAAGCUGUCAUGGCUGAGGCAAGGUCUCAACAGGCUGCUUCAAUGACAGAGUUCAAUUGGCUGGGACACCGAUUUCCAAUUUCCAAUCCUAAGACUAGGGUUUCCAUUCUAAAAGCUCAGGAAUUGGAGAAGGGUAUUCAGGGUCCAACUGCAGAUUCGCUGUCAGCUGAGAAAAAACUUGCUGUCUUUGACAAAAUUUUUUCUGCCUAUCAUGAUGCAAGGAGUUGCAUUCGCAAUGAUUUGGUUACUUCAGGGAGUGCUGAAAAUGUGAAAGAUGACCUGAAUGGACUUGACAAAGCUGUAAGUGCUGUUCUUGGACAACGUACCAUUGAGCGGAACCAGCUUUUAGUCAGUAUUGCCAAGAGCAAACUCAGCAGAAACCGUGAUGACAAAAAUGAAAAAGUUACCAAACCCGAGGAACUUGUUCGCUUGUACGAUCUUCUAUUACAAAAUGUAGCUGAUUUGUCUGACUUAGUCACUUCUGGGAGGGAUAGUAAAGGUGAAGAAGUGGCAUUUGCUGAGGAAUGCACUCUCAAAAGUUUAGCUUUCCGUGCAGAAAGGUGCUUUUACCUGGCGAAAUCCUACAGUUUGGCGGGAAAGAGAGCUGAAGCUUAUGCAUUAUAUUCUCGUGCUCUUUCUGUGACGGAGAACGCACUGCAAAAAUUGCAGAGCGUGGAAAACAGUGAACAGGGAAUGACGGCGGAGUUGAAGGCAUUACAUCAUCAGUGCAGAUCAAACAUCUGUAUAGAGCAUGCUACCGGAAUCUUGGAAGAGCAGAAGAUUCCUGAAAAGCUUUCUAAAAAGAUAUCAAAUAUGUCUCUGACUGGGGCUGAUAAGAAGGAUAAAUUCCUUGCUGAGAAACUUGAUGUGUACGAACCCACUGUCAGUGAUUCCAACACGAAAGUACCUCCCCGGAUUGAAGCUUUCCCUCCAGCUUUCCAAGCAGUCCCAAGGAAUCCAAUUGUUCUCGAUCUUGCCUAUAACAUGAUUGAGUUCCCCACACUUGAGAACAGGAUGAAGAAGACAAGAGGCUUCUGGCCUUGGAGAUAAGUACCCUUUUCUUUUCUUCUAAAGGGAGCUAUUCUGGAGUGCUGCUGAGAAUUGAUACUGAGAAAGCCAUUAGGACCCGUCUGUUUUUUUUUUUUUGGAUCAUUUCGAUUGUAUUACCAUGUUUCUGAUAAAUGAACAAUUUUGUAUUUCACAGUUUUGUAUUGCUUAGGUUUUAUAAUCUUAGCAUGGUGUUUGUGGAUGUCGACAAAGUGAAACUGAGAGCCUCAGUUCUUCCCAGUGGUUUGAUCUUCCAGACAAGUGUAAAAAAAAGCUAGAAUUCAAUCAAUUGUGCCUGUUUCUUGCGUUAGCUUUACAAGUCCGCGUGAACAGUUGUUGAUUGAAAACAAUACAACGACAUUGUUUAAAAUGUUAUUAGCAAGGAACCAACCAAAACGGCAUUGUUUAGAAAUAUAGUAGCAAGGAUUCAACCAAAUGAUUUUAUGUAUAUUUGCAGUAUGUGAUUUGCUGGCCAUUCACCUUACGUGAAA